AUGGCAAUAAAGACAGACAUGAGUAAAGCCUACGAUCGGCUAGAAUGGGUUUUCAUCAGUGCGGUUAUGAGUAAGAUGGGAUUUUCAAGUACAUGGAUAGAGUGGAUAAUGCGAUGCGUAACAUCAGCGAAAGAUCAUGUCUUGUUCAAUGGCCAGCCAAGAGGAAAUAUAACCCCACAUAGGGGAUUAGGAGAUCUUUUGUCUCCUUUCAUCUUUAUCUUAUGCACGGAAACGCUCGUUAGCCUUCUUAAUCAGGCAGAGAUCCAAGGUAAGAAAACAGGGAUGUGCGUUGCGCGUGCUAGCCCCCCGGUAUCACACCUUCUCUUCGCUGAUGAUAGCCUAUUUUUCUGUAAGGCGGAGCCCCGUGAAUGCGAUGAAGUCAUGAAAGUUUUUAAGACUUGUGAGGAAGCUUCUGGACAGUGUAUUAAUUUCGAAAAAUCAUCCCUGCUCUUUGGUAAAAAGAUACCUGGUAGUGUGAAAGAGACUAUCAAAAGCUCAACGGGAAUCACAAAUGAGGAAGGAAUGAGAACUUAUCUUGGUAUUCCAGAGGAUAUUAGUGGCUCAAAAAAGAAGUUGUUUACUUUCCUGAAGGAUCGUUUGCAGAAUCGUGUUAACGGCUGGACAGGCCGUUGGGUAACAAAAGGAGGAAAGGAAGUACUCAUAAAGUCUAUCAUAUUUGCAUUACCUACCUAUGUAAUGUACACUUUGCUACUACCAUUAGAGACUUGUGAGAACUUAUCUAGUGCCAUUACACAAUUCUGGUAG
This is a messenger RNA of Brassica oleracea var. oleracea, 765 nucleotides long. RefSeq lists its product as uncharacterized. Bases 1 to 765 code for a protein of 254 amino acids. The transcript has a single exon. Lineage: Eukaryota; Viridiplantae; Streptophyta; Magnoliopsida; Brassicales; Brassicaceae. The record is from RefSeq and is a predicted model, not a curated record.